This is a messenger RNA of Branchiostoma floridae (Florida lancelet), 2426 nucleotides long. RefSeq lists its product as uncharacterized. The transcript is spliced from 3 exons. Bases 1035 to 1943 code for a protein of 302 amino acids. NCBI's taxonomy places the organism in Eukaryota, Metazoa, Chordata, Leptocardii, Amphioxiformes, Branchiostomatidae. The record is from RefSeq and is a predicted model, not a curated record.
GGGGGGGGUUGACGCAGCACUCGAAGCAGUUUUUGAAACUGUCCGCAUCACAUUACUCUUUGUGGAGGUCGCAGUACGUUUCUUUGGGUUCGUGGAACACACAUAAGGUUUUGGAUCUAGUUCAAUGUGCCUUGCGCUUACUUUUGGCAGGAUUGUAAUUUUAGAACUGUGCUUCGCGCCGCAAUCUUGUUGGAGAGGCUCCAAGUGGAGAGAUUUGAAAGGGUCACACGUACGCGCAGCAAGCUUUGGAACUGUGACUGGAGACGGCUGGCGCAUCCCCGUCUCGUAUUCAGCUAGAAGAAAGGGUGAGCCACCCUGUAUGGGGCGGUAUAACCCCAACGGUGCUGUAACACACCGUAUGACUAUGUCUGACUGACUGACUACCUCAAAGCAAGUUUUUGGAUUGCUGCACUAAGCAGCAGGUCGUGACUCUGCUGCAAAGGAAGGUCUGGGUAAGAUUUGGGAUUGUGUAUCGCAGCAUGUUUUGUGGUAGUCUCGUCCUUGCCCUUGCAUCGCUGCAGGCUCUUGUACGCCGGGCACAAGAUGUCUAGUUUUUCAGCGGUCUAUGGUGAACCUUUUGUUCCGUCAACAUUUAAGCUUCUGCAUCCUUUUACACCAAAUACAGCUAUUGUUGCAAGUCAAUGUUGGGUCAAAAACGAAGUGUAUAAAGUUUCCUCUUGCCUUUGUUUUCUGAGCUAAGCGCCCAAAGUCAAGAUCAUGAACCAAAGAAAAUGAUAUAUCUGCUGACAUUUAUCCAUUCAAGUGGAAAGCUAUAGCAUAAAGGUGUACAUUUAUAUCCAUUCAAGUGGAAAGCUAUAGCAUAAAGGUGUAUGAGUGAGAGGAGAGCGUUAAGGUCUCAUUGUGUUUAUGUUCAUUGUUUCAGGGCUCAAACUUGGCAGGGUUGUAAUUUUGCCGCAAUCCUGAGUCCGAGAGGCACACGCAGUUUUGGGAUUGCUGCACUCACAGCAACCUCCUGCGAAGGAAGGUCCUGCCGAGGGUCUUGUUAAGAUUUGGAACUGUGAAUCGAAGUCAGCAUGUUUUGUGGUCGUCGCGUCGCAGCAACGUUUGUGACUGUACAUCGCUGGAGGCUCUUGAAGGGUCCGAGCAGUUUUGUACGUGUGGACCACGGCAGGACCCUUACAAUGGAUGCAACAACUGCUGACCACUACUCACGGAACCGCUCCUUCCAGCAGAGUGUGGGGGUGAAGGUGCUGCAGCAGUACCUGAGGUGGGAGGGGGGCGACACCGUUCUGGACGCGGGGUGUGGCACCGGCGAGAUCUGCACAUACAUCUCCCAACAGCCAGGGGUCGCUUCUGUGCUGGGGUUUGAUGUGUCAGCUGAGUUCGUCAGCUUUGCCAGUCAGUAUAACUCAGCCCCAAACGUCCGCUAUGACGUGGCGGAUGUUUCUGACAUAUCCACUUAUAAGCCAGAAUGGGAAGGUGCCUUCAGCAAGGCGGUCUGUCUGUAUGUGCUGCACUGGGUCCGCGACAAGGCUGCAGCACUGAGGGCGAUACACUCCUGCCUGACGUCACGUGGAGAAAUCCUGCUACUUUGCGACACUGAGGAAAGCAGCUUCAAUCAAACCUCGCUCAUCAUGGCUUCGCACCCCAAGUGGCAGCCCUACUUGGGAGAAUUUGUGCCGAUUGUGUUUCCGUGGCCCUCCGGUGAUCUCGGGAAGAACCGUAGCCGCCUGAUGCAGGAGUGCGGGUUUGAGGUCCUCUCAUGUCACAUCGAGCAAAAUCAUCAGCACUUCGAGUCUAAGGCCAAGCUGAAGGAAUGGCUCCGCGCUGUUUUCCCGCACCUGAACUACAUCCCGCAGGACAGGCAGGAGGAGUUCUUCCAUGACCUGUUGGAGGUGGCGAGAGACACACGUUUGGCUUCUACGGAUGCACUUUACAUAGAGGUUACUGCCACUCUAGUCCUUCAUGCCCGAAAGCUGUGAAUUCACUCAGACUGGCUCUACAAUAUUAUGGUAGAGAUCGUGUCUGUCUUUGGCUUACUUAAAUGGAUUUGCUUCCGGGUUUUGUAUAUUUUGUUAUGGAUAUGCUAUCAUACAGGUAUUGAUUUGUUUAUGGCAGAUGUAGGGAUAUAAGUGGUGAAGGUUUGGGCCCCCUAACAACUUGCUCCGGAACUGCAGGAGCGGUUGUGUUAAGAUAUUUAACGGAGGAAAACUGAACAAAGAAACGGCAGAUUUUCAUGGUAUUCGGUAUGCAGGUAGCUGAAGACGAAGGCUGGUGGCGUUGGGACAAGGAACAACAAGGCGUUCGUGCCAACUGUAAAGCUCCGCGUGGAAUCUUGUGGGUUUAAUCUAAUCUUUAAUUGUAUGUGUGUGUGUGUGUGUGUGUGUGAUAGUACAAUAUUACAGAUGUACCUGUAACGCUGAGAUACCAUACUUUUGAAUAUCAUUGAUCCUAAUACUAAGAAC